AUCUCCCUCCAUUCGACCAAAAAUGAUUCUCGCGGAUGAUGGCUCUGCCGGCUAUUGCGAAACUCGCUGGUUCACGCCGUGGGCCAAGGUCCGCCAAGUAGAAGACCACAGACUCCCCCCUUGUAUCAGCCAGGUCACAGGUCAGACCACAGUGCCCUUUGGCGAUGCCCUCCUGGUGACCUCUGACACCUGCAUCGGCUUCGAGAUAUGCGAGGAGUUGUAUAAUCCCGAGAGCCCGCACGUCCCUCAGUACCUGGACGGAGCAGAGAUCGUCAGCAACAGCCUCGGCGCCUACGAGGAGUUCCAGCGUCCGGAGUCAGCCGUCAGCCUCGUCAGCAGCGCCACCAUGAAGAGCGGAGGAUGCUAUCUCUAUGCUAAUCAGCGAGGGUGUGAUGGAGGCCCCGGAUACUACCCAGGAGAAGCCUACAUUGCCCUGAACGGCGCCGUCGUGGGCCGCGCCGCCCCUUACUCCCUGCGGGAGGUGGAGGUCGUGGUGGCGAAGGUCGACCUCGAGAGCGUCAGGCGGCAGAAGGCGCUCAUACGGAGUCGCUGCGCACACGCGGCCAGGAGCGAGGUUUAUCCGAGGGUUCAGGCGGAUUUCUGGCUUUGUUCCGACGCUGACGAAGGAGGACCGAGCAUCCCGCCCUUCCCGACGCCCCUCGCCAUCACGCCCCCGCCCCCAGAGGAGCAGGCCUUGAGUGGACCCGCCUGUUGGCUCUGGGACUUCCUCAGGAGGUCGGGGCGGCGUGGACUCCUGCUGCCGCUCGAGGCCGACAUCGACUCCUCGCUCACGGCGGCGAUCGUUGUCCGCAUGUGCCGGCUGGUGGUGAAGGCCGUGGCUUCAGGAGACGAGAAGGUAUUAUCAGACAUAAGACGGAUAGUGGGCCAGGAGGACUACGUGCCUAAUGAGAAUCGUGACCUGUGUCGACGCCUGGUUCGGACCCUGUGUUUGCAAGGCGAGGGAAGGUCGGCGCGUCAUCUUGCUUUGGCAGAGGCCCUAGCGAAGGAUAUGGGAAGCCGGCACACCACCGCUGACUUGAGCGGGGCCGUUCGAGCGAUGCAAGCCGCUCUUGAAACUGCAAGCCAAGUCAAGCCGGACGCUGCCUCGCGCCGGGAUCUUCUGUCGAGACUGAGGAUGUCCUUCGCCUUUCUCUGUGCCCAGGCCUCGACGAAGGAAGAAGGAGAAGAAGAAGAAGGAGAAAAAGAGAAAGGAAACACAGAAGAUUCCUCAGGUCAUCUCCUCGUCCUGACCUCGGCGAACUGUGACCUCCUGGCGAGCGGGAAAUGGGUCAAAUUUGGUCACUUUUCUGGAGAUGUGAACCUGGUUGGGCGGUUUCCGGAGGAGGUGGUAAAAAGGGCGGUAGAGACGGCCACGCACAGCCUCGCUCUGCCCUCUCUCGCUGACAUUCUCCACGAACACGAGAAGAGGAGGAGGAAGAUGAAGAACUGCGAAGAAGGAAUAGGAGAAGGAAGAGAAGAAGAAGUAGGAAAAGGAAAAGGAAGAGAAGGAAAAGGAAAAGAAGAAGUAAGAAAAGGAAGAGAAGAAGUAGGAAAAGGAGAAGAAGGAAAGGAAGAAAUAAAACGAAGAGAAAGAGAAAGAAAAAAACAAGAAACAAACGAAGAAGAAACAGGAGAAACAAAAGAAGAAGAAGGCAAAGAGGGAGAAGAAGGAGUGCCAGACGGUGCCAUGAGUAUGGAGGAAGUGGCACUGUUCCGCCAGCUGCAAUACGGAGAGGGAUGUGGCCCUUACUCCAUGUUUGGCAAACUCUGCUGGCUGUGGGGGGGGAGGCGCGCUGCACAGGAGAUCGCGUGCAAAGUCAAGACUUACUUUCGCAACUACAGCAAUUUGCAACACAAGAUCUGCAAUGCAACUCGAACCUAUUACGUGCCAGGAACAGGACCUCUGGAAGACGCCAGGCCUAUUGUCUCCUCGGCAAAAUGGACUUGGCAAUUCAACGCAAUUGACCUUGCGGUACAGAAGAAGGAGAAGCAAGAAGAAACGAAAUAGAACAGAAAAAAAAGAGAGAUAAAGAGAAGACGAUAAUCAAGAAGAGGCAUAGGGUGUGAUACUUUUUUUUAAAAA
Molecule: messenger RNA, 2083 nt
Organism: Penaeus monodon (black tiger shrimp)
Lineage: Eukaryota; Metazoa; Arthropoda; Malacostraca; Decapoda; Penaeidae
Product: glutamine-dependent NAD(+) synthetase-like
Exons: 11
Coding region: 23-2008 (661 amino acids)
Biological process (GO): NAD+ biosynthetic process
Cellular component (GO): cytoplasm
Molecular function (GO): glutaminase activity; ATP binding; NAD+ synthase (glutamine-hydrolyzing) activity
Source: RefSeq, a predicted model, not a curated record